ACCAGAGAGAGUCUGAGCCGACGAGCCGCGCAGAGAGGCGGACAGACGUGACGCCGGACAGACGUCUCACUCUGAACAGAACCUCAGCACCGACGACACGGAUCAAUAACACAACGAGCCCCGCUCUCUGCUGCCCCCGCAGGCCGCCGCAGGUCCUGCAGGCUGAGUGAGGAGGCGUCACUGUUCAGCAGACUUCCUGUUGUGGUUUAAGGUUCAGCGUCCUGUUUCCAUAGCAACGGAGCAGCUCGACACAGGAGCUACAGGUGAGUGUUUACCUGAGUUUAUGAACAGCAAGAUCAGGACUACAAAUACCAUCACCACCUUCACCUUCAUCAUCUUCAUCACCUUCAUCACUGACGGAAGCAUGUCGUCACCCAGAGUGGGCGUGGUCAGAGACUCCAUGUUGACCAAUCCGCUGCACAUCAAGGCGUCUCUGGGUCAGAGCAGGUCCAGAGGUCUGACAGUUCCUGGUCCAGAGUUCACUUAUGGAAUCAGCAGCGGCUCGCUGGGAGACGGAGGCGUCGCCGAGGUUCUGUCCAAUUGGAGGGUUCAGUCCAGACGUGGUGACUCGGCUCCUCAUCGACCGCUGGUUCCGGACUUCGUGUCUCUUAACCGGGACGCGGUGAAGUCCGGUCUGGUGACGUCCAAAGAGCUGAGUCAGUACCGGGCUCAGGGGGGCGGGGCCAGGAGACAGAACCCCGCCCCUGAACACCAAGAGGACGUGGCUUCAUGGCGCCCGGAGGUGCCUGACAUCACGUUUGGAGUCACAACCAGGCCGUCGUCUCCGCUCUCAGACCUCCUCUCUCAUCAGUACGCUCGCCGCUGGAAGGAGGAACAGCUGAGCAGGAAUCGAACCGGCAACCACAAACAGCUGCAGAGGGUGAAACCAGGAAGUAUUCCUGACACCAGGACCAGUCUGCUGAGGAGGAGCAGAGCUCUGCCCGUCACCCAGAAACCCUUCACCCUGACCCGCUUCUCUCAGGUUGCUCCUGCUGUGGACACCUUCAGGGACCAGGAGGCUCGUCUGCGGGGCGUUAGGGCCCAUCAGUCAGACUCUGUGUCCAGGAGAGGAGUUCAUGGUCUGGGGACGUACAGUCUGGACUGACCGGAGGAAACGUUCAGCAUUAAUACAAAUAAAACACGUU
This is a messenger RNA of Anoplopoma fimbria (sablefish), 1145 nucleotides long. RefSeq names its product cilia- and flagella-associated protein 77-like. NCBI's taxonomy places the organism in Eukaryota, Metazoa, Chordata, Actinopteri, Perciformes, Anoplopomatidae. The record is from RefSeq and is a predicted model, not a curated record.